Messenger RNA from Anolis sagrei ordinatus, 1575 nucleotides. It is a transcript of the gene STUM, whose product is annotated as stum, mechanosensory transduction mediator homolog. The record is from RefSeq and is a predicted model, not a curated record. Lineage: Eukaryota; Metazoa; Chordata; Lepidosauria; Squamata; Anolidae.
AAGAGAAAGAAAAGAGGGAGGAUAGAAAGAGAAAGGGAGGGAGGGAGGGAAGCAUAGAGGGAGUGAGAGAAAGAGAGGAAAGAGGGAGGGAUAGAAAGAGAAGGAGUUAGUGAGAGAGAGGAAGAGGAAGAGAUAGUAAGGGGGAAGAGAGAAAAGAGGGAGGGAGAAGAAAAGAGAGGAUAGAAAGGGAGAGGGAGGAAGGGACAGCAAGGGAGGGCAAGGGAGGGAGAUCUCGGGCUAGGGCAAGGGGAGAUCGGGGAUCCCCUGGCCCUCUCUCUCCGCCGCCAUGGAGUCUGCCCCCAAGGAGGGCGAGCGUGGCCCGGGGGCGGCGGGGCCGGGGGGCUCCUCGGGGGCGGGGGCGGGGGCCGGCGUGGUGGUGCAGGUGCGCGAGAAGAAGGGCCCCCUCCGCGCCGCCAUCCCCUACAUGCCCUUCCCGGUGGCCGUCAUCUGCCUCUUCCUCAACACCUUCGUGCCCGGGUUAGGGACAUUUGUCUCGGCUUUCACAGUGCUGUGCGGAGCCCGGACUGACCUUCCCGACAGGCACGUCUGCUGUGUGUUUUGGUUGAAUAUUGCAGCCGCUCUGAUUCAGAUCCUCACAGCGAUUGUGAUGGUUGGCUGGAUCAUGAGUAUAUUUUGGGGAAUGGACAUGGUCAUUCUUGCCACGGAGCGGAGAUGCCGAGCAGCAGAGAAUGACCUUCACUGAUCACUCUGAUGGCCAACUACACUUCGGCAGAUGAUUUUUUGGACUGGCACAACUACCCCCUUGGCAUGAUGGGCAAACCAUUUCAAAAGCAGGAGGGAGCCACUGGUUAGACGGGCAUUGAGGAGGAUGGUGCCGGAGCAGACAUCAGCAGAAGGGGACCUGCUAGUUAGAGAUGUUGCUGUUUUCUCCACCCACGGGGUGGGGAACGCUCAGAAACAUUUCACUCCUUUGUGACUUGCUGAGAAAACAGCCUUACUGUGAAUAGCAAAGGAGGAGAGAAAAUAUUUAUAGAUAUGUGUACAAGAUGUAAACACUUCGAUGGGAUAACAUGUUUCCCAAGAGACAUUAUUUGACUAUUUUCUGGGUGCAGAAGAGAAGGGUUCAAAUGUGGCCUUUCUUGCUCUGUGUGUUUUGUAUGUGUGGUUUUUAACAGUAAUCUUUGACGAUUGGAUUCCUGUAGCCAUCCUGAGAUUUUGCUUGCUGUUUUCGUAUAUCCUUUGUCUUUGUUAAGGUUGUUCGGGUUCAGCUCUUUCUAUGUUCUUUCCCUGUCAUCUCCCAGCCUUCUGAAUGCUGAGAAGAAUUUUUGAUAUGUUGCCUGCUUGCAAACAAGAAGCUGGUUCUUGCCAAGAUGCAUAAUCACUCCAUGCUUUUAUGUAGACACUGGGGUGGGAAUAUAAGGGGAAAGUUUUAAAAGAUUAUAAUAAGGGGGCUUUAGUUUUGUUGUAUUUCAUGAAGAGUGGGGAAAGGAAGACUUCCCACUGAAGCUUCUGAACAAACUGUGCUGCUAAAUGUUACUGUACUUUUGGAAAUGUGUAUAUACAACAGAUUGUAUUUUGUAGCCUGUAUGCAGUAAAGCUGUGACCUCUUGUCUA